UGAUUUGACCUCUGAUCAGUCAGAGGUAAGUGUUUGGUGCCUCACUUUCCAUAGCUCUUAUGUUUUGCUAGAAUGUAACGGUGCAGCGUAAGUAUGCACGGAUGAAGAGCGCUCUAGAAGAUGCCACUUGCCAUGAAAGGGAGGCUCAGUAGUCCUGCAGAAUAAGUCGAGGUAUACCAUUUUAUGUAUUUGUAGUGACCCCCACGCCCGUCCAGUCUUCUCUUCUCCCCACACCGCGCCCUCUUGAUCAGACACGCGCCAUUCCCAGAUGUUGUCUUGAUGCUUGUCGUAGUUUAACGCACACAGCAAAUGUGUAGAUUUUGAAUAAUUCGCUGGCCGUACCGGUCACUUUAAGGAGGCGCAAUUCUAUUUUAAAGGAAAAAAAUGAUUAUAAAAAAAAAAAAUCUGGAUGGCGUUAAAAAACAAACAAAAAAAAGUCUAAAGAUGUGUCAUUGUGAGAUGUUUGGAGUCUUUGCCUUCCAUACUAAUGCAGUCUGUUCUCGAGAGCCUCGUAGCAUUGGAUUGAUGGAAGUGUAGGGUUUAUGAAUAAAUUCACCACCUCUCUGCCAUACCUCACUCAGCGUUGGCGUUGUAAGCGGGCCCCUGAAAAUGCCAAAUUAAAAAUCAAGGAUUCAGUCAUACUAAUCAGGUACUCUUGACAGGUACUCCUUUCUCUACCAAAAUCCAUGUUUUGAAUGAUGUUGCGUGCUAGCAUAAGCUUAAUAUACAUUUUUUAUUUUUUUUGUGUAUUUUUAUUUUUUUUGUCUUUGUCUACAAAGCAAAGUCACGAAUUGUGUAUAUUUUUUUUUAUUUUUAUUCUAUUUCUUUUACAUGUUAGACUUGUUGUUUCUGACAGUUUUAACAGUUUGGAAAUUUUCUUUCGACUGUGUCUAGGGAUGCAGUGAUGUCAUUUAUACAAAAUUCUAUUAACGAUUUUAAAUGCAAAUCUGUGCUCGCUAUAAAUGGGCCAUGUUACAUUCAGUGCAAGCUUUUACCGAGGUAUGUCUUUACAUUUUUCCUACCAAGUAGGAGAACGUUGCGUUCUGUUACCCAGGCAGUGUCAUUGGCUUUGACGGAAAAAGCGGAGAUUUCCAAAGUCGUUUCCUUUUUUUGAGACGAAUCCCUUUUUCUGCUCUAUAUGACUUUGCAUGAAGGUUGUUAGGGUUUGGGGGACAGCGCUAGACCCAGAUUAGACCGUUUUGCCUUCAAUGAGAUUUUUUUUAUUUUUUAUUAUUGGCGAUUAAUUGUUUUCUUUUAUUUUUUUUUUAUUUCUCUGCGCAUUUUACCAGAUAGGACGUCGUGCUGAAGACGAAGAGCCGACCCUUCUCUCUCUCUCUCUCUCCACCCGUCCCCUCCCAAGAUGUCUUAAUUGAAGAUCUACUUUAUAUGAGGACAAGCUGUACCCCACAUGAGGUACUCCCAUGCCGGCUUAUGUCCUAACGAAAUGAAUCCAAACUUAUGGGUGGAUGCUCAGAGCACCUGUCAAAGAGAGUGCGAAGCCGAUCAAGAAUGUGACCCUCAUGAAAAAUGUUGUCCUAAUGUCUGUGGAACCAAGAGCUGUGUGGCAGCUCGAUACAUGGAUGCGAAGGGAAGGAAAGGACCUGUGGGGAUGCCCAAACAGGCUACCUGUGACCUCUUCAUGUGCAUUCAGCAGGGUUCUCAGUGUGACAUUUGGGAUGGGCAACCCAUCUGCAAAUGCAAAGAUAGAUGUGAGAGGGAACCAAGUUUUACCUGCGCCUCCGACGGGCUCACCUACUAUAACAAGUGCUUUAUGGAUGCGGAAGCUUGCGCCAAGGGAAUCUCUUUAACCGUAGUCACUUGCAAAUAUCACCUCACCUGGCCGCACACCAGUCCUCUUCCAUCAGAGACAACAGCCAACCCAACCAUCCCAUCAGCUGAAACAGCCAUUGUAAACUUGGUUCCUCCAGUUCUGGUGAACAACCCUACUCACAAGACUGUCAACGUUGGGGACACUGUCAGCUUUCAUUGCGAUGUUACUGGAAAACCUAAACCAGAAAUAACAUGGGAAAAGGAAGGAAAGGAAAACCUAGUCAUGCGGCCCAACCAUGUGGUUGCGAACAUAGUGGUCACCAACAUUGCCCAGCUAGUUAUCUAUAAUACGCAACUACAAGACACCGGAGUCUACAUAUGUACAGCCAAAAACAGUGGUGGCAUCAUCAAGAUCAACUUCCCCUUGUCCGUCAAAGAGGAACCUGCCAAGGAAAAGUCAGGAAAUCAAACUUUUUUUCCAACUGAUGAGUGCCUAAAGCCCCCGGACAGUGAAGACUGCGGGGAAGAGCAGACACGAUGGUAUUUCGAUGCCAAGAAAAAUAAUUGUUUUAUCUUUGUUUAUGGCAAUUGCAACAGUAACAGGAAUCAUUUUGAGACCUAUGAGUCAUGCAUGUUGACGUGUAUGAAUGGACCUGUCAACGUCUGUAAUUAUCCCGCCCUCCAAGGUCCAUGCAAGGCAUACGAGCCAAGAUGGGCAUUCAACAAGCUAUUGAGCCAGUGCCAAUCUUUUAUUUACGGUGGGUGUGCUGGCAAUGAAAACAACUUUGAAAGCAAAGAAUUGUGUGAGGAAUCCUGCCCGUUCCCCAAAAACCAGAAGUGCAAAAUCUGCAAGCCUCGGCAGAAGCUGGUCACUAGCUUCUGUAAAAGUGACUUUGCCAUCCUCGGACGUAUAGUAGAGUUGACAGAAGAGCAAGAAUCUGGACUUGCUCUUGUUUCGGUGGAAGAAAUCCUAAAGGAUGAGAAAAUGGGACUGAAAUUUUUGGGAAAGCAACCACUUGAAAUCACUCUUCUCAACAUGGACUGGAGUUGUCCAUGCCCCAAUGUCACCACUGUCAGUGGACAGCUCAUAAUCAUGGGUGAUGCACAUAAUGGUAUGGCAGUCCUACAGCCACACAGCUUUGUCGGCAUGUCAAGUGCCCGUCGUGUGCGAAAACUUCGAGAAGUCAUCCACAAUAAAACUUGUGACCUCCUGAAAGAAAUUUUAGGGCAGCCAUGAUAUAUUGAUGAUCAUAGAGCACGUAUAAUAAUUAAAGGAGUGUAUUUUUCUGAAAUUACUAAUAUGUCAACUUUUAAUUAAAG
Molecule: messenger RNA, 3090 nt
Organism: Bufo gargarizans (Asiatic toad)
Lineage: Eukaryota; Metazoa; Chordata; Amphibia; Anura; Bufonidae
Gene: WFIKKN2
Product: WAP, follistatin/kazal, immunoglobulin, kunitz and netrin domain containing 2
Exons: 3
Coding region: 1409-3007 (532 amino acids)
Cellular component (GO): extracellular region
Molecular function (GO): serine-type endopeptidase inhibitor activity; protein binding
Source: RefSeq, a predicted model, not a curated record